Messenger RNA from Mixia osmundae IAM 14324, 1122 nucleotides. RefSeq lists its product as uncharacterized. NCBI's taxonomy places the organism in Eukaryota, Fungi, Basidiomycota, Mixiomycetes, Mixiales, Mixiaceae. The coding region runs from base 1 to 1122 and encodes 373 amino acids. Gene Ontology annotation, molecular function: FMN binding; NADPH dehydrogenase activity. The record is from RefSeq and is a predicted model, not a curated record. The transcript has 3 exons.
AUGUCGUCCUCCAAGCUAUUCAAGCCCUAUAAUAUUGGCCCUCUCACGAUCGGACACAGAGUCGUCAUGGCGCCUCUGACCCGCUUCAGAGCCAACAAGGAUCACACGCACACUGACAUGGCCAUCGAGUACUACUCUCAACGUGCGAGCGUGCCUGGCACGCUGCUCUUUAGUGAAGCCACGCUCGUCUCUGCGCAAGCGGGCGGCUGCGACAACGCGCCAGGCAUCUGGUCUGACGCUCAGGUUGACUCAUGGAAACGCGUGACCGAAGCAGUGCAUGCAAAGGGAAGCUUCAUUGGCAUCCAGCUCUGGGCGAACGGGCGUCAAGCCAGUCCUGAGGUCCUGGCAAGAGAUGGAUUGCCCUACGUUUCUGCAUCCGACGUACCUAUGGCCGGCAAGAGCGCGAAGCCCACGCCACUGACGCAUGAUCAGAUCAAGAGCUACAUCGCUGACUUUGCACUGGCCGCUCGCAACGCACGCAGGGCCGGAUUCGAUCUCGUUGAGCUCCAUGCCGCCAAUGGCUACUUGCUCAAUCAAUUCAUCGACACGAACAGCAACACUCGCACGGACGAGUAUGGUGGCUCGACAGAAAAGCGUCUGCGGUUUGUCAAAGAGGUCAUCGAUGCCGUCGUUGCAGAGACUGGUCAAGAUCGCGCGGGCAUUCGCCUGUCGCCCUUCUCUAGCUUUGGCGAUAUGAGAGACCAGGGCACGCAGGCCGACUACACCGCGCUUAUCGAGUGGUUGCGCGAUACUUAUCCAUCGUUUGCAUUCAUCCAUGUCAUCGAAGCUCGCGUAGCAGGCUCGGUCGAUGCCAGCAGUAAGGAGACGACCGACUUUGCACUCGACGCCUGGCGCAGAGAUGACAAGACACGGGCCUAUCUCGCUGCUGGCGGCUUCAACGGAGAAGAUGGCCAGAUCUUCGCCAAUACUAAGGAUGUUGCGAUUGUGUACGGUCGUCACUAUAUCUCGAACCCUGAUCUGCCACUCAGGAUUGCCUACAAUCACGAAAUGCACCCAUACGAUCGAUCGACAUUCUACUCUCCUGGAUCUUCUGCUGGGUACAUCGACCAACCCUUUGCAACAGAUCUGAUAGGCAAGCAAUUGCCUGUUUCAGCCAAUUAG